UGUUUCAUUAGAUGCCUCUCGAAGGAAAAUAUGACUCGGCGAAUGUCUCACAGUGUCUUCAAAUUUAAUUUAAAUUACACUUAGUUUUUCAAUUGCUGAAAAGUUUUUCAAUUUUCCAAGAUUGGGUUACUGUACAACCAGCCACCUUGACUUUAUGAACGUAAAUUAACGAAAACAUUACUGCUAAAGCGUGUAUUUCUCAUUUGCUUGUAGUCGGUCUUCCAUGUGCAAUUAUUUUUAAGACAUCUGCCUGAUGUUGUUUUGAAGCUUCAAAGCCAAUCGUUUUGUGAGGUAUAUCCAUUUAGCUGAUAUCUCCUGCUAUUUUGAAGUUCAUUUCAGCUUGACUCACCACCGAAAGGCUCCGAAAAGACGCCUCAAGUCAAAACUGCAAAACUACUAACAAAACUUUUCUUCUUUGAGAAAACCCGCUCAAAGCAGUAUGGGAGUUUCGUUUACAACGAGGAAGGGAACUGUCGUUAUCUGGUUCCUAAUUAUAACAUUCUUUCACGGACUACUAACAAGGAGUGUCCCAGGAGCUGGUUUUAAACGACUGCCCAGGAGUUUUAAUAGUACUUUGACAAGAAGCAGCAAAAGAAAAGCAGCCCAGUUUCCCGACGGAUCGUACGCUAAAGUAUCUCAUAUUAUCGGCAAACGACUGAAACAUUACGAUAAACAUGUUCGCCCAAACGACACGGGACCUCCUGUUGAAGUUCUUAUCGAGUUUAAACUAAUGGCAUUUGGAAAAAUCAGAGAAGAAGAUAUGGACUAUACAAUCGACAUAUUCUUCAGACAGUGGUGGAAAGAUCCUCGAUUGGCGCAUGGACAAGAUAAAGUUUUUAACGCCGCAUUAGAUCCUAGUAAACUGGGAAAAGGAAUAUGGACGCCCGACACGUAUUUCCGAAACGUAAAAAAUUCAAAUUAUCAUUCAGUCAGUAGAGAUAACAUGCGACUGAGGAUUUCUAAGGAUGGAAGCAUUUAUUACAGUGCCAGGAUAACUCUCACUGCUCUGUGUGAUAUGGAUCUAAGGCUGUUCCCUCUGGACACUCAGAACUGUGAUUUAGUAAUAGAGAGCUAUGCAUACACUGUGGACGAUGUUAUCUACAAUUGGAACAAUCGAGGCUCCAAGGCUAUCGAGGUGUUCGCAGCUGAACUUGCUCAGUUUGAUAUGCUACAGAUCGUUACAUCCAAGAAAGCUAAUACUAAUAGCAAAGGGUCCUUCGACAGUUUGAAGGCAACCUUCACACUCAAACGUCGAACAACGUACUUCAUUUUUCAACAUUUCAUUCCUUCUGCGUUCCUCGUUUUCCUCUCGUGGCUUAGUUUCUGGAUAGACAGACACGCUGUUCCUGCACGUGUCUCACUCGUGAUCACGUGCAUACUCAGCACCAUGUUCUUAUUCGGAUCAGUUAACAACAGUCUCCCUCGGAUCUCGUACCUGAAGGCAGUAGAUUACUAUUUAAUAUCGUCGCUUACUUUUAUCGUGUGCUGUAUGGUGGAGUAUGUGUGUGUCUUAAACUUCACGGAUAAAGCAGCAUCUUUCUUACUGAGGAGUCAAAGUCUGGCGCCGCCUCCAACACCAAAUCCAACAAAUUCUAUCGCCGAGAUGAUGGACCAGCAAACGUUCAACUGUAACAAAGACCGUCCUUUGAACGGAGUCGCAGGAGGCUUGUCUCUAAGAAAAGGUGUUUUUCUUCACGAAAAUCUUUCUGCAUCGAGGAAAAAGACUCCUUGCGCGAGCAAUGCCUUUUUGGACGGUCUACCCACGAAACAGUUACCUCCUCAUUACAUUGACCAGUACGCGCGGAAAAUCUUUCCACUUCUUUACGGACUGUUCAACAUUGUGUACUGGUCUUACUAUCUUCCACGACGAUAACUCUAUGUUGAUUAACAAGACUGAAAGGAAUGAAUGCUGAGAGCACCUGACGGAUGCGUGUCGUGGGGAUGGAUGCGUGGUGCUUCACACCACCCCUUAUGUCAUAAGCGCUGCAAUAAGAUGAGCAAGCUGAGAUACUGAGGUUCUGUGUUGGCCUUCUUCAAUUACUCUCAGAAUCAGGGUUACAGAGACACGCGAGGCGACACGCGGCGGACACGCAAGGUAUAUGUUAUACCUCGCGAAUACACGCUGUAUGUAAUCUAUACGAGAACAAAAUUCGCUACACGGGACUGAUCUUAGAAUAACUGUAGAGGAAUUGGAUUAGAAUUAAGGUCUUUAGGAGGGUGUCAGUCUCAAAGCCUAGUGUUCCCUUUCCUUGCAUUAUUCGCCAAAAUUUCUUUGAGUUUUGCUUUUACCUUUUUGACCAUGGGUGAAAAUCAUAUUUUCGAGAACGUAUUAAAGGAGAUGGAGGAAGUUUACGUUGGAGGUAGAGGCAAAUCAUCCAGUAAAUACGCAAACUUGAUGUUUGCAUUCCGCUUUCUACAUACUCAGAGUACGAGGCAAAACAUUUCUAUUAGCAAUUUUCUCUCUCGCUGCACGGAAUGUGAUCUCAACAUUUUCAAUUUUAAUGGCGCAGGCGUCAAGGAUAUUUGAGAUUUUAUGUAGAAGUAAUGCGCAUUGCCUAGAAAUAAAGUUAUCCGAGACAUAAAUAUAUUUGCAUACUGUAAUAAGCUAAGCCCUUCUAAAUUCGAUCAAAUGAUUGCCCGGCUUAAGUCAUAUCAAGAAGCAGACAUGAUAAGCUGGUGAAAUCUUAUUCGUCCUGCCUUAUCGUUAAAAGCCGUACUGUCGAUUGGAAUAGCAUACAAUUACAACCCUGCUUUCACAAACUAAUGUUGCGAGCCUUUAUCAAUACCGUAAAAGGCAAAGUAAAUAAAGUUAAGUCUCGGUAAAGCUAUUUGACCUCUUCACGCCCAAGAACUUA
This is a messenger RNA of Pocillopora damicornis (cauliflower coral), 2855 nucleotides long. RefSeq names its product glycine receptor subunit alphaZ1-like. Gene Ontology annotation, biological process: monoatomic ion transmembrane transport. Gene Ontology annotation, cellular component: membrane. NCBI's taxonomy places the organism in Eukaryota, Metazoa, Cnidaria, Anthozoa, Scleractinia, Pocilloporidae. Gene Ontology annotation, molecular function: transmembrane signaling receptor activity; extracellular ligand-gated monoatomic ion channel activity. The record is from RefSeq and is a predicted model, not a curated record.